AAAAAAGGCGACGACGAACGUUCGCCACCUCCUCGCUCCUCCACCGAUCUUCGAGCCAGAGCUCGAUCGCGAUAUCGCGAUCCGCGGCGACGCAGUGCGUCGCGAUGCGCCGCAGCGCGAUAAAGACGACGUAGGACGGAACGCGCGGCCGCGUGCGAAACGCGUGCGGAAUUCUCGCGAUUGGCGCAUCCACCGCGCAAUCGGAUGGGAGACACGGCGGCCGAGCAGGAAGAGGAUCCUCGCGGAAGACGGACCUCGCUCAUCGUCACUCCGCGUGUUUGUUUUGACGGCCGGUCGCGCACCGUGGGUAUAUGCACGCGCCGCCGCGCCCGCGAGAGGCGAGAGAGUCGGUGUGUCGUAAACACGCCUGUGACAUAUAUAUAGUGCGCGAUUCCCGCGAGAGCGUUUGAUCGUACGAAUCGAGGAGAAGGCGCGCGAGGAUUGGCGACUCCGAUUGCGAAGAUCGACGGAGGUGACUUUCGUCUCGCGAUUGCGACUGGAUCUUUAUAAGUUCGUGACAGGUGGAUCUUCUCCAGGUGAGCCAGGUGUUCGGUUGGAUUUAAUUGCUUCGCGUUGUGACCGGAAUCGAGAGACUACCGGGACUCCUCUAAGGAUCGCGCGCGAAGGGAAUUGUCGCUCCUCUUCCCGGAGGAUGGAAGGAAGGAUUUCGCCUCUUGCCGAAGAAACAUGUCCCGCGGCGGUCGUCGCAACGCGCGAACCGGUUGCGCGCUCUUAAAAUAGUUUCUCACGCGCGUAGGUAACUGGCGUGCACAACCGCCCUCCCGUCGUUGGAACACGAGAGAAAACGUCGUCGUAGUAGUGCCAGGAUGACAAGCUGGAGCGUGUUGUUCAUCGCAGCCGUCGUCGGGAUUCUGCUGCUGACGACCGCGACGAAACGCUCGGAAGCGUGCAACGAGGCGAUCUGCGCCAGCGUCGUGAGCAAGUGCAUGCUCACGCAGAGCUGUAAGUGCGACCUGGUCACUUGCACCUGUUGCAAGGAAUGCUUCUCGUGCUUGAGCUACCUGUACGACGAGUGCUGCUCGUGCGUAGAUCUAUGCCCAAAACCGAAUGUCACCGACAACCCGUUGAGUAGGAAAUCCCACGUGGAGGAAUUCAGCGAUCCGAUACCGGCGCUCUUCCAAGCGCUCACGGCCGAGGCGGAUCCGCAUGAACGAUGGCUUACCUUCACGUAUCCGGUAGAUUUUGACAUGUCGCUGCUCGCGCCGAAACAUGAGAACGAGAUGAAGUAUCAAUUGCGUAAGUAUCGAAUUUUUUGAAUAUUGUGAACUAUU
Formica exsecta is the source of this 1292-nucleotide messenger RNA. RefSeq names its product twisted gastrulation protein homolog 1-like. Gene Ontology annotation, biological process: regulation of BMP signaling pathway. The coding region runs from base 828 to 1277 and encodes 149 amino acids. The record is from RefSeq and is a predicted model, not a curated record. The transcript is spliced from 3 exons. Lineage: Eukaryota; Metazoa; Arthropoda; Insecta; Hymenoptera; Formicidae.